CAGGUGAACCAAAAUGGUUAUACAAAUGGCCGCAGAUGACUGACUUUCAAAGCAUAUGCCAACAAUAAUAACCGGCAUUGGUUGGCUUUGUCUGCCGCGGCGGAAUGGCAGGGUAGGGCCUCUACGUGUAGCCUCGGAAUAAUUUACUCAAGUUGAAAGUUGGACAGUGAACCAGUGGAACAACCUGGCCUUUGUUUUCUUAAGGAUCCAACCAUCUUUCUACUGUAAGGCGACUUUUUGAAUGGUUCAAGCCGCGGCAGCAACUUUGAUCGUCGUUGGACAGGACAAUCUGUUGUACUAUCUUUCUCGGCAAAUUUAUACCAUCAACAUCAGAAGUCGCAAGUGGAAGUAGCAUGACAAUUUCACCAUUUUUGUGCACCUGCAUUGCCUUCAAUGUCCCAUACCUCAGCACUGAUUGAACAAUAGCCAUACAGGAGAAAUCAUUCCACUUCUAUAGACUUUUUGUCUGUCACGGUUGGUGGACCUUGACGGCGGGGCUAUAAUACCCAACACAACCAAGUUUGUCAAACGGUAACAUUAAAGUUACGGACUUGCUGAUGGCGGGCACGCGAUCGAGCGCUGGUCGGCGGGUGGACGCGAGCCUGAGAGCCGGGCGGUUGCUGCCCAUCAUUGCCGAGGAGACGGCCGGUGGGCACUGUCCUCUAGACGGUGAAAUCUUUGACGAUUGUCACGAAAUGAGUGCUGGCGAGGACGAUACCUUGACAGACGUCAGUGAUGCCUCUUUUGAAGCUCCCAGCCAAGAGCAGGUCUGCGAGCUCUACCAGCAGCUGCACGCCGCCGAUUUGCCGCAGUGCCUGAGCCAGUUCGAGAACAUCAUCUGCGAGACGAUCAAGGACAUCAAACAGCAGCAGUCGGAAACGGACCGGCUGGAGAAAUCGCUGAAAAGGGCCAACGAGUCUCACACGACCCACCUACAGCACCUUGAGACGGAGAUGGAGGCCCAGAUGGCAAAGGUGGAGCAGCGGGUCCGCAAGGAGGAGCAGGAGGCGGCGCACACGGAGCGGGAGGAUCUCAAGCAGAAGAUGGAAGCUGAGAUAGCCGAGCUGCAGAACAACCUCAGCCGAUUCCACUCGUUUGAGAAGCGGUGGCAGCACCGGGAGAAGCCCAAAGACGAAGCACUGAAGAAGAAACUGGACGAGUUGCAGCACGAGAACAGACAGCUCAAGAGCAGCCUGACGGAGGCACAGACCAACCUGGCAAUUACGCGGAGCGAACUGGCUGCCUUCAAGUCGGAAUACGAUGAAUGCGUGGACAGCGACAAAAGUUUGUUGAAUGAAUACAUGUACGACCACGACAGCUUAGCGAGACAAGUACUCCAGUUGCAAGAGGCAAAUAGACGGUUACAAGACACAAACGACGACCUGAGAGAGUCUUUCGACAGCAUGAAACGGAAUUCCCGUUCGCUCACUCCAACGAAACAAAAGAGGCUAUCCAUAGGGGCAGCAGACUACUACAGAGAAGACUCACCAGUUUUGAUGAGCUCCGUCAUAGAUCCAUCAAGUAGCAGAAGGAGGCGGAGCUUCAUGUCUCAGGAGUCGGUGGAGAGUGAGCAUUCUGUGGGUCUGGCGUCGUCGUCCAAGAGACGGUUCGUGUAUCACCAGACUGCGGACGGGGAGAGCUAUCCAGACGAAGUCGCCGCAUACAAUCGAUUGUACAAAUAUGAGUAUGAAGACUCCGGUAACUCGACACUACGUGACCCGCUGGAGCUGGACUCGGAGCUUGAAGUGAAUUGCGUGGAGGAGGACCUGAAAAGGGCGACCUCUGUCGAGGAGAACGCCAUCAAGGAGGCCAUCCUCGUGGGGGGUCAGCAACAGGCAGCAGGUCAGAGCAGGACCCACAGAGUCGAGUCCAUCACGGACACGGUAUCGGCCUUCCAGAAGGAUGACGUCACGGUCACCACGACGUCACCGGCCCACGAGCCAAUCGCAGCGCAGAAGAACGAGAAGCUGCAGAGGAACCUCUCAACGCGCAGCUCGGGCCGCAAGAGGGAGCUGCCACAAGUACCGACAAAGGGUUUUUUCGACAAUCUGCUGGAAAGUUUUACUUCCACGAAAGAGACGCAACCGACCAGACCGCAGAGCGCACCGGAGCGUAUGUACAAGGUAGUGCUGGCCGGUGAUGCGGCUGUGGGCAAGUCUAGCUUCAUCCUCCGACUCUGCAAGGGCGUCUUCCAGAGCAACCUCAACUCAACUCUAGGUGUGGACUUCCAAAUGAAGACCCUGGAGAUCGACGACAAGGUGACGUCACUGCAGCUGUGGGACACGGCCGGCCAGGAGCGAUUCCGCAGCAUCGCCAAGUCGUAUUUCCGACGUGCGGAUGGUGUCCUGCUGCUCUACGACUGCACCUAUGAGCGCUCCUUCAUUAACGUCAGGGACUGGAUUGAAGCUAUCGAGGACGGGGCGCAGAAACCAAUCCCCGUCAUGAUCUGCGCCAACAAGGUGGAUGCGCGCGCAUCCGCCCAGGCCGAGGGCAUCAGAUGCGUGCGGACAGAGGACGGGAUGCGACUCGCCAGGUCGUUCAGUGCCCUGUUCAUCGAGUGCAGUGCAAAGGAUGGUUCCAACAUUGAGGAGGCGGUCAUGGACCUUACAAGGAAGCUACAGCAGAAAGAGGACAAGGAAGUCAGCGAGAGCGGCCUGAACCUGGAGAAGGACGGCCAGAAAAAGAGCGAGUCCAAAUGCUGUAUAUAGCUAGGCAACCGCUAUCCCAGCAUUCCAUGCGUCAAAGAUGGCCGCUCAGUGUACAUUUGUGUUUUGUAAUUAUGUAUUUUUAAAUUCAUUUCGCACAUUUUUGAAAUCCUCUGUAAAUGACAAGUUUUUAAUCUGGUCACUUCCGGUAAUUGACCAUUUGUUUUCCACUGCAUCUAAGAGAAAUAUUGAUUUUAGAAACAAAUUUUUCAAUUUUAAGUGACAUUUUUUAAUAUCAAGCUGUGGUCAAGUCAACAAAGGUCGAUAGACUUUAUUCACAAGUCGGCCAUAUUGAAAGCGAGGUAAACUCUUCAUUUUUGGAACUCGCGAGUACAAAUGAAAGCAAUAUGUCUGCUUUGUUGUACAAUUAAACGUUGUAAUCAAACAUACUCUAACGUUUUAAUCCACAUUUUAGAAAAAAAUUGAAAGUGGGGCUUGGAAUGCACUCGAAUCACAAAAUAGUGUGGCACAAUCCCAUUCAAGAGUUUACAAUUACUAAAAUAAAUUCAGGGAAAAAAGUUGCUAAUAAAUCACUGCAUACUGCUUACAUGAGCUUGACGUGUAUCCCAGAUUUAUCAUCACACAUUUCAAAAUAGGUACAUCAAUAUAAUUACAAUUACCACUACAUCAAAACACAAUUCAAGUAGACUGUUUAUUGUGUAAUCUACUGUGUAUAUGUUGUACAUAUUACGAAAAGUUUUGCGUAAUCUUAUAUUUAUUUUAAAGUCUGUAGGCGUGGUACAAACAAAUAGCAUUUAUCUACAAUUCAAAAGCACUAUUUUUGUAACGCAAUAGAUAGGCCUACUAUUGAGUCUGUAUAUAUGUAGACUGUGAAAAACGUCUUUGUAAAUAGCAGGGUAUCAAUUUCUAAAGCGACUUUGUUGUAUUCGCUUCAAAAAAGUUUAAAUUUGCUGCUUCACAAUUUGUAAGGCUGUUAAUUGUUUUGGUUUGAAGAUGACUGCCACUGGUAUGCAAGGGUUCUUAUCUAUAUUUUACCUCGACUUUAGACUUGCUACACACUUUUUGGGAUAUCAGUAACAUAUAUAAUUUUUAAUUAAGGAAUAUACUGUUCAAUAUAACAGCAAUGUUUGUACUUUGAAUAUACCAGUUACCUCACGAUUCAUUGACUCCUCGACAAUCCAUAUCUUCCAUUUU
This is a messenger RNA of Patiria miniata (bat star), 3860 nucleotides long. RefSeq names its product ras and EF-hand domain-containing protein homolog. The transcript is spliced from 17 exons. The coding region runs from base 558 to 2708 and encodes 716 amino acids. The record is from RefSeq and is a predicted model, not a curated record. Gene Ontology annotation, molecular function: GTP binding; GTPase activity; calcium ion binding. Lineage: Eukaryota; Metazoa; Echinodermata; Asteroidea; Valvatida; Asterinidae.